Molecule: messenger RNA, 1042 nt
Organism: Hordeum vulgare subsp. vulgare (domesticated barley)
Lineage: Eukaryota; Viridiplantae; Streptophyta; Magnoliopsida; Poales; Poaceae
Exons: 1
Coding region: 309-752 (147 amino acids)
Source: RefSeq, a predicted model, not a curated record
UAAGCAAAACAAACCCAAGAAUGUGCCCAGCCAUACACAAAUCCCCCCCUGCUCCCAAUGUUUUAUAGGCGCCGUAGAGGGAGUCCAGUCCAAGGCCGCCAUUAUUUCCGGGAUCCUCCCCUGAAUCCCAGGUCGGUCUCGCUCCUCCUCUCCCUCCCUCCACAGUGAUCAUCUGCGGCGCCAACCGGACAAGAAUACGAAUACCAUGAGAGGUUGAGAGGGAGCCAGUAUAUAUUCAGACCGUCGUAAACCGGCCGGAGAGGGAGAGGGAGCGGCGGUAGGAUAUAUAUAUAUACUCGGCCGGAGAGAUGGCUGCCGGGACGCUGCAGAUCAGGCCACGGGCCAAGGGCUUGUGGCUGCUGGUGCGCCGGCUGCUCUGCCGCGGCAACAAGCUGCACAGACCGACCGCGGGCGCCGGGGACCAGCAGGGAGACGGAUGCGGGGAGAAGAGGAGCCUCCUCGGCCGGAGCGGCUCCCUGGAGGAGCUCCUGGGGCCGGACGUCGCCGGCGCCGUCCGCCGCAGCAGCGCCAGGAAAGACGUCCAGGUCCAGCGCGUGCUGCUGCCUGAGCGGCAACGGCAGCAUCACGAGGAUGUGGCGGAGGGUCGCCCGGCGGAGGCCACGCCGGACGCGCCGCAGGCAGCUAGCGCCGCGGCCGUGCAGCAGUACCGGAGGUUCAUGUUCGGCGGGUUCCGGCGGCGGCUGAUGAUGCGGAGACAGUGGCGGCCGAUGCUCGUCGCCAUCCCGGAGUGAUAUCGAUCCAUCGUCCGUCGACCGACGGAGAAUCGUCCAUCGGUCGCGUCGACGUCCCGUCCCGUGGAAUCCGGCUGCCAUGUUGGUGCAGAUAUAUAUGUGGGUGUAGCUUUUCGUGCUGUCGAGUUGUUCGUUUCUUGCUGCGAUCGCUUAGCCAGAGGUUGAUGCGUGCGUAUGUUGCGGCGGUCCUGCAAUGUUGGCACAUAAUUUUCGACAUUGUUAUCUCGGAAGCAUCUUGAGCAAAUCUUUGCUCGGCAGACCAUGGAAUAAGUUUGGGAGCGACUUUAUGA